UGUAGUGUCAAGGAGAUUUUCCUUCAGUUCCUGUCCCAGAAACACUGAGGGAAGAGGAGAUGUCUUUAAAGCAAGGGAAUAUCUCCUUUUAGACCGUUGCUAUAGAACAGGUUUCCCCAUUGGAAGAUUUUUCCCCAUCGCCUGUUUCUGUGACAAAUGAAAACAUUUUGUUUUCACAGUCAGCUGCAGGGGCGGACUGACAACUCAUGGGGCCCCCAGGCAAUAGGGGAUCAUGGGGCCCCUGUGUCCUUUACCAAACUCAAAAAAGCCUAUGAAAAAGGUACCAGGGGCAUCUCAUGGGGCCCCCUACUGACCCUGGGCCCUCGGGCUGUGCCUGAGUUUCCAAAUGGUCAGUCCGCCCCUGGU
Messenger RNA from Staurois parvus, 366 nucleotides. The record is from the annotation of a GenBank genome assembly. NCBI's taxonomy places the organism in Eukaryota, Metazoa, Chordata, Amphibia, Anura, Ranidae.